Molecule: messenger RNA, 6989 nt
Organism: Varanus komodoensis (Komodo dragon)
Lineage: Eukaryota; Metazoa; Chordata; Lepidosauria; Squamata; Varanidae
Gene: CILK1
Product: ciliogenesis associated kinase 1
Exons: 15
Coding region: 1142-3019 (625 amino acids)
Biological process (GO): intraciliary transport; cilium assembly; intracellular signal transduction
Cellular component (GO): cilium; cytoplasm; nucleus
Molecular function (GO): protein serine/threonine kinase activity; ATP binding
Source: RefSeq, a predicted model, not a curated record
GCAUGCGUGCUUCCCAAUCUUUUGCUGGGAAAUGUAGGCAGAACACGGAAUGCUGGGAGCUUGUGAUUAAGACUUCGGAGGCUGCGGGAAUCUCUUCGCGGUGUAUGAUGGGUGUUGCAGUUUGUCUCGGCCGCGUGUAAUUUUUAGCUACUUGGUUACACCCUUCUUUAAAUGUAAUAGUAUUAUGUGCACCGCGAUCCCAUGCAGAAGUCUCAGAAAUGAAUACCACUAGUUUGAUAGCAUUUUCUCCCUAGUAGGUGGAGAAAGCAAGGCAGCCUUAAUUACAAGCGCCUAACAAUCUCAAAUUGUUUUGCCCCGCAACAAGAGUAUUCUCCAAUACAGCAGCUUUCCUGCUUUUAAUGCCUUGUUCAGUUUUAUGCAUUGCACUUCGGAAAAGAAUAUUUUAAGUUUAAAUGCCUUUAAAUGCGCUCUUAUUUCCGUUCUAUUCGAAAUAACCGUAGAGACUUAGAAGCUGAAUGGAAUCCACCAGGGUCCACAUGCACCGCUUAAGGUUCCCCGCACUAAAGCCUAGAAAUGUCGCUCUUCAACGAGCCAAUCUAUUUCCCCGAUUAUACACUCUCCUGUCAUGAUUUCUGCAGAUGAGAAAGCAGACAAUAGUUUAAAGCACACAGUCUUUAAAGCUGCAAUCCUUAACGUAUUUAAUAGUACCUACAAAUAAAUAAACUACGCUUAACGGAUAACUAAACAGCAUCAGCGGCAUCUGAAGCCUUUUUGGCUGAGGAGAUAAAAAAAUAUCGUAAAUAAGUUCUGUCCUGUGUUUACUCUGCCCCUUAUCCUUUCUCUGCUCCCUUUGUUGCAUCCUCUGUGUUAAAAAUAAUGUCUAGGAUCAGCUGUCGUGUUUCGUUACUCAGUAAAGGCAUCCUUCACGUUAGAGGCUCCGGCAAUGUGCAGAAUACGGUGUUAAAUAAACACGAGCGACACAUUUCUGACUGACCAUCUUAUGCCAGCCUGGAUUCCUUCAAAACCAAAAGCCAGUCUUUGAAAAUAUGAGCCCUGAGAACACUUGCACAGUCCCAGAUACUUUGUGUUUGUGCUGCCACCGAAAAAACUGGCUUCACUCAGAGGGGAAAUGCUUCAGCAGCAGCCAAGUGCACGCUACGGCCUGAAAUGAGUCUGCAUCAUGAAUAGGUAUACAACUAUCAAACAGCUGGGAGAUGGCACAUACGGUUCUGUCCUCCUGGGAAGAAGUAUUGAAUCAGGGGAGCUGAUUGCCAUCAAGAGGAUGAAGAGGAAAUUUUAUUCCUGGGAGGAAUGCAUGAAUCUUCGAGAGGUUAAGUCCUUGAAGAAACUCAACCAUGCCAACGUUGUGAAACUAAAAGAAGUUAUCAGAGAAAAUGAUCAUCUGUACUUUAUUUUUGAAUACAUGAAGGAGAACCUUUAUCAGUUAAUGAAAGAAAGGAACAAAUUGUUUCCAGAAUCUACUGUCAGAAAUAUUAUGUAUCAGAUUCUUCAAGGACUUGCAUUUAUACAUAAACACGGGUUUUUCCAUCGAGACUUGAAACCUGAAAAUCUCCUUUGCAUGGGACCAGAACUUGUGAAAAUCGCAGACUUUGGCCUCGCACGGGAGAUUAGAUCCAGGCCUCCGUACACAGACUAUGUAUCCACAAGAUGGUACAGGGCUCCUGAGGUGCUCUUGAGAUCUACCAACUACAGUUCUCCCAUUGAUAUCUGGGCUGUUGGGUGCAUCAUGGCCGAAGUUUACACACUUAGGCCACUUUUCCCAGGAGCCAGUGAAAUCGAUACGAUUUUCAAGAUUUGCCAAGUAUUGGGAACGCCAAAAAAGAGUGACUGGCCUGAAGGGUACCAGCUCGCAGGAACCAUGAAUUUCCGCUGGCCUCAGUGUGUCCCAAAUAACCUCAAGACCCUCAUCCCCAACGCAAGCAGUGAGGCAAUUCAGCUCAUGAGAGACAUGCUGCAGUGGGACCCCAAAAAGCGUCCCACAGCUAGCCAGGCCCUUCGAUAUCCUUACUUCCAAGUUGGACAAGCACUGGGCACCUCUCGCUGUCUCCAGGAGGUGGGAAAACAACAAAGAGACCUUCCUGAUAAAGCACAACUCCACAUCAAACCCAUUCCCCCCACACAGCCUCCUCCGAAAGCACACGUUCGCCUUUCGUUCAGGCCGUGCCAGCAGAACCAGCCCUCCCACUCCCUGAUAUAUUCAUCCAAAACAGACUCUGCAAUGAGUGGCCAUUUAAGAGAAGACAAGCCUAGCCCCAUCGCUUUGCCAGACAUCCACAGUAAGGCUCCUCAGCAGAAAGCAGCCACUGGAUCAGAGAAAACAAAUGGUGAACUCAAGCCAAAGACCCGUCGUAGGUGGGGACACACCGCUGGCGCACUAAGAAGUUCUGAGGAUUGGGAGGACUUGGAAAUUGGUGACAGUGACUCUUCCCUCACCAGAACUGAUUUUAAAAGCAAAGAACAGAAUGACGACGUUAUUUGUAGAUUUGAGAGUAUUUUGAACCUGAAGCCUUCAGCCUGCUUAGGGACUGGGAACAGUGCACCAUCCUACCUUCGGCAGGACACCCCAACAUUACAAAUUUCUGCAGCCAAGCAACAUUACUUGAAACAUUCUAGGUAUUUACCUGGAAUAAGCACAAGAAAUAAUUUAGUUUCCAGUUCAAGCAAAGAUUCCAUCCCAUCUGAUCCAUGGCCAAGUUCUAACUUGCCUCGAAAGACAUCAGCAGUGGCAGGAGGGAUCACCAGACUAAACUCCAGCCACACAGGAUCGAAUGGGUUAGUGGGGGCUUACGUCCCUUCAUUUCUGAAAAAGGAAGUUGGCUCUGCUGGCCAGAGAAUUCAGUUAGCGCCACUCAUUGAUCCAUCCGCUACAGACCUCUCUUCUCAAUACACUUGUUUGAAGUCUGUGAGACCCCAUAUUGGGAUGCCAUCAUUUAAUAUACCUCUGAAAAGCACACCGGGGCCACUGCCACAUCCACCUCCUGUUCAACCAGUCCAUGGACGAAUUGACUGGUCUUCAAAAUAUGGCGCUCACCGCUGAACCCUUGAGCUGGAUUGUACCAUGAUAAGGGACCAUGAUAAGACUCCCUAGUAGCAUUUUACGAGCUGGCACGUCCACCAAUCUUUAUUUCUAUCACCAAGGCAUUUCAAGACUGCCUAAAAGGGAUUUAUUUUUAGUUGUAUGUAUUUGAAUGCAACCUUGUACCAUUUUUGUAUUGUUUCUAUUAAAUGAUUGGGGCAAUUAUUUUCAUAGGACCAAUAUACAUUUGUAUAUCAGGCUUAGAAUUGUGGAUUUGGUUUUUAUACAAUGUAUUUUGAACCUGACUUUUUAAAAAGAAAGCUAUUUUUCCUUCCUUUCUUUUUUUCUUCUUUUUUUGGUCACUUUUUAUACAAGAGAAUAGAUGUAGCAGAUUGAGACAGUAUUUAAUAUAAUUAAGGUGCAGUUAGAAAGAAGGGCACUUACCAAAUACUUCAUCAUAUGAACAUGGUAUGUUGGGCAACAAGCAAUUGAGCUUGGAACUGAGGCCCUUCUUUCGGCAAUGCACAGAAUAGCCUUAGCAAUGUUACUGAUCUCAUCUUUGCUGUAGCAAAGCGUCCAAAUGAGUUGCCUUUCAUAAGGCUGAGGAGGAGUUUUAAGGCCAGUUCAUACAAUCAACGGGAUAGAAUGCUACAGCUUUUUCUGCUGUAGCUUAGAGACUGUAUGUUUAGUAAUAAUAAAACACAGUCGUACGUUGAAAAUAAUUUGUCAGGGAAGAAAUUAUUCAGCCUAGCCAUUUUAUUGCAUACAGGCAAAGAUUUUCUUUUUCAACACAGAGAAGCAUUCAAGCACACCUGUCUGCAGCCCAAGUUGAUAUAUUCCAGGUUAAGCUGGAGUCUGUUGAUUGCUUAAACUGGUAAAGGAAGAGACAUGUUGCAGCCAGUAUGUGUAAAUUGCGUCCAUGUGCCACUUCACACUUAAUGUUCACCUCCUCUUCACAAUGAAAACCAAGCUGGCUGAAAACAAAGCAAUAUUAAGUAUGACAAAGCUGGUUUCUAGAGUAAUAUAAGUAACGUGUUAAGAUUAACACCAGCGGCAACGUUAAAGAUUUGUAUACGGUCUAUUGCUUUCAGUUGUCUUUAUGGCAUGGCUUUUCCCUCUCUAAAUGCCAUGCAAUGGCAUCUAUAUAAGAUUAAUGCGACAUGUAUCCCUCACGUAAUUAAAGGCUUAUUAUAAGGAAUGGGUCAGCAUGGCAUCUUUUUAUAGUAUGACUUCUAGAAGUCCAGGCCAAAUUUUAGUAGGUAUCAGUAAGACAGAAAUUUAAACAUUGGAGCUAUACAUUGGGAAAAGGUAUUAAAAAGGUGAAAUCAAAUGUUUGAUUUAACAAAGCAAAAGCAAGGAACAGUUGCACUUGUAAAACUAUAUGAAGACUGCAUUAUCUAAUUAGGAUUUCACUCUAAUGCCCUAUCAUUUGCUGCUUGGGAGGGAAAAAUAUUGGGAAUUAAUCCCUAUGUAUUUCAACUCACAGAGGACUCAACUUGGUGUUUUCUAAGGGGAAAUGGCAGCUUUUCAGUUGAGGAAGCUCCAUAGACAAGGGAAUAGUAGUCUCCUCCUUAUACUCCCGUUUGUUAAACGUUUCAGUCUGCAGUAGGAAGAAUGCUCUGUUUUGCCCCAUAUGCUGCAUUGCUCCUCUGUCUCUUUCACAAGGUGGGAUCUAUACCUGGGAAAGCUAAAGCUCUCUGCUAAUUUCUCCCUGUUGGGGUAAGAGCACGCUGAACAGAGAUCGCUACUUCUUAACCUGGACUUCAGCUAAAGCAGGAAGAAAGGCCCAUCCUUCUAAGGCAGCGUUGCAAGAGCGUCUCUUGUAGCUGUGGCCAACCAGUCUCCCUGUGUGCUGCAAAGCCGCUGAGAGCAGCUUUGCAAAACUGCGAAGGGAAUUAAAUCCUUCCUCACUUCCACUGGAAAUUUGGAAGGUGAUGUCCUCCAGGGAAAGAGCUGGUAAUCACAACAUCUGAGGUCACAAUAAAGGUGGUGAGCACACUGUUGAAACCACAGCAACUACACAUUGGUCAAAAGCUCAGAUAUUGCAAUACCGCAACUCCCAUUUUUCUCCAGACGUAGCAAAAUCAAGAUUCCCCCCAGAAGGUGAUGAGCUACAAGCGUCUCACUCCUUAACUGUUGUAGCAUUAUGGUUGAUUACUGAACAGUUGCCUCGAAAACACCCCUCCAUUUCCUGAAAUAGCACCAGCUUUGGUAUCGCUAGCCUUACUGCUUGGUUCUAGCAAAUUCAUUGUUAAAAUAAAAUGCAAGGUCUAAACAUUUCUCAUUUUCAUACCUGUGGUAAUGUACUCAGGAGCAACUUCCCUGUAUAUUAGCUUUACUUGGCCAAAAUGUCUUACACGUACCACCAAAUGGACAAUGCAGUGCUAAUAGUCUAGGAUGGAGUUUACACCAAGUGCUCCUCCCUGUUCUAACGCAGUCCUCCGUGACUGCUGUUUCCCUAUGAGAGUGAUAGGGAUAAGCCAUUUUAAUACUGCAAAGACAAGAUUCUCAGCAGAAAUUUCAAAACACCUUAAUCAGUGAUAUAGUUUGGAUUGUAUGUAUAAUCUGUUAAAAUCUGUCUUUUUGUGUUCCCUCCAGGGAAAAUCAAAAUUGUUGGUAACUCAUAGAAAAUUCUUUAUUUAGAUUUCAUUUAAAAACAGAACUGGUCUCACCAAAUGUUAAAUGUAUGAACUGACGAUUCAUUUUGGUAAGAGCUUUUCCACUGAAGUGGAGGUUUUACUACUCUGCCUAGAAUCUGAACAGAUGUAGUACGGAAGAACUAAGUAUCAUAAGGAAAACUGACUUAGCCAAUUGCUUGAAUUUAAGAGGUGUGCCAUGCUUGGUUUACAGAAAUAUACGUAAUUAACUGAUCAUUUACACAGAGCACCUCUGGUUCCAUUUCAUUGCGCUUGCUGUCCUAAUGAAUUGCUCUCGUGCUUGUUAUUUGAGCAGACAAAAAAAUUUGGACUCCAUCAUGUCCAUAUGCACACUAAAAUGGUUUUACUUUCCCUGAUACACUCCAACUAGAAUCAAUAGAAUUGCUGCCUAAGUAUGAGAGUGGUUAUCCCUGCAUUGUGCCACAAAAGUGAUGAUAAACCACAAUCUCCAUGUAUCUUACGCUGAGAUGUGCAAGCCUCACUACAGGCACAAUAUUUGUGCAUUUUUUUGUGAAAUCUGUCCCUGUCUUUUGCAAUCGUGUGAUUUAUUUUGUAUGCUGCAGAGUAGCUAGUGGCUUACUAUAUGCAAAUAAGAUGCCUCUGUUCCACAGUGACAUGCUUUUCAUUUCUGUGCACUUCAUCUUAAAUAACCUGAUUGAAAUGGACACUCACCCGACUUGUAUAUUUGAUGUUCUGAAGUCUUCAGACCACUUAUGCCACUUUCCUAUUUAGGCAGGAAAAAGCUCCAAAGUUCCAUUUCCAUCUGGUUGGGGAAUGCUGGGAAAUGUAGGAGUUUUUCCUUCUAAAUAGGUAUAGGAUUGCACCCUAAAUUUAAGUCCUAAGCGCUCAAAGGAUUAAACUCACUGGAGCUUAACUAAACGUAGUUUUAAGUAAAUGUAGAUUGGAUCACAGUUACUUCAGAAUACUUCAUUCAGUGGGACUCCACUGGCUUACACCAUUGUGGAAAUCUAUAAAAAAUUGAGCUUGGGUUUUUGUUUGUUUGUUUGUUUUGUUUUGAUAACAGUUCUCAUGCUCUUCUAUCCAUUUUGAAUAGUUGUACCAUGUGAGCACUACAAAUCAUGCACAAAUUGUGGAUGAUUGCAGCCAAGGAAUGUUUAAUAAAAGCAAAAAUACACAGCAUCCUGUAGCUUAGAAAGUAUGAUAGUAUAUGUAUGAAAAAGAACUUCAAAGUUAAAUGUGAGUUGACGGGUAUAUUUGGGAAAAUGAAAAUCUAGCAUGUUUUCUACUUUCGGGUCCUUUGUGAGGUUUUCAGCAAAUACUUCCCUUUUUUUUGGAAGAGAUUCCUUCCCAUAAUAAAGCUGUUUUAAAAAUUA